GGGAAGUAUAAAGUUCUGUUAAGAGUAUCUUCUUAUUGCAGGAAUCUAUUGAGAGGAUAGGAAUUACAAAAACCAGAGCAUUAUCCAACUGCCGACAUCCAACACUAGAAAUUAAAUAGCGGUACACUAACUCACUCACCCCUUGUCAACUUGUUGUCUACUUCUCCCAGAUUUUUUUUUUUUUUUUUUUGUUCGGAGCAAUACUUCUCCCAGAUACUGUAAUUCUGUCACAAUAAAUCUAGAAAAUUUCAAUCUGACUGCAAAAAAAAGAACGACUGCUGAAACCAAAGCUCACAAUUGUUGGUUGCAUCUCUUUCGACGACAAAAAGUAGAACCAGAGGAGACCGAGGGUCCAAAUCAAGCAACCCUCUCUGAAUUCUUGCUGCUGAUACUGUUUCUACUAAUAAAUCUACUUCAUUUACAAAUGGAGCUUCCACUUGAGCUCUUUCAUCUCAUCAAGAAGCGCUCAAAAAGUUUCAGUACAUUAUCCUUGAACUUGAAGAUGGUAACUGGCCAAAUCUAAAGAUUGAAGAAUAAGGUCUUGUUCGCAUUUGGAAUUCUAACUACAAACUGCCUCGGACCUGCAACUGUUGCGUACUCCAAUAAAUAUUGGUCCAAGAAUCUAUCUCUAUAGUUGUGCGUGCUAAGUUUGGAAAUGAAAAAGUGGACUGGAGGUGUUUUAAUCGUAGGGCUUGCAUUGAUUUUAGUUAUUAGUUACAGUUUCGUUGGGAAGUCCGCCCAACAAAAGCAAUCAGCAUAUGAUUUUUUCAAUAAUCAUCCUGCUGACAAUGCCAACCCGGAAGGCAGGAAGGGCCAUGAUAAUGUGAAAUCAGCUGAGACUGACGUCAUAAAGGCACUUAAUUUUAAAGGAAAGCCUCGAUUUGUCCAUGUUGAAGGGCUCAGCUCCUUGUAUGGUAGCUUGGGGAACUUUUCCAAAGAGGAGUCAAAAGCGUUGCAGGUAUGGAGCCGAAUGCGCUUUUUAUUAUCCAGGUCAGAUGCAUUGCCUGAAACACUGCAGGGCAUCAAAGAGGCCGCUGCAGUUUGGAAAGAGUUGUUGUCAACCGUUCAGGAAGAUAAGGCCUCCAACGUAAACAAAGUUGGAGAGGAUGUAGAUUGUCCGUACUAUGUCAGUGCGUUUAAUGGCACAAAAUCAAGGAGUCAGAAUGCAACUCUUGAAAUCCCUUGUGGUCUUGUUGAAGAUUCAUCUGUUACUGUGAUUGGAAUGCCUGAUGCAUUACAAGACGGUUUUCAAAUUGAGCUUAUUGGCUCAAAACUGUCAGAUGAGCCCAGGCCUCCUUUGGUGUUGCAGUACAAGGUGUUUUUACCUGGAAAGAACCUGACAAAGGAGCCCUUUGUCAUCCAAAAUGCAUGGGCUAAUGAAUCUGGGUGGGGGAAGGAGGAAAGGUGUCCUGAUCAUGGCUCGACUGACUUUCUAAAAGUUGAUGGGCUAGUAAUGUGCAAUGCGCAGAGUGUCAGGACGGCUACGCCAGAGAAUUCAAAUGGGAGUAAUCGUAGCAGUGACAAGUUAACCAAUUUUUCUGAUGGGGGUACCCAUGGAAGUGCCACUUUUCCUUUCCCUUAUUUUGAAGGCAUUCCAUUUACUGCCUCAUUGUGGGUUGGGUUGGAGGGAUUCCACAUGACAGUCAAUGGAAGGCACGAGACAUCUUUCGCAUAUAGAGAGAAACUUGAACCAUGGUUGGUCGGUGGAGUUGAGGUGAAAGGUGGCUUGGACACCAUAGCUAUCUUAGCAAAAGGAUUGCCUGUUUCAAAUGACCUGAAUUUAGACGUUGAUCUCGAGCUUCUCAAAGCUCCCUCAGUUUCCAAGAAAGAGCUUGUAUUGAUGAUUGGUGUUUUCUCAACUGCAAAUAACUUCGAGAGGCGUAUGGCACUGAGAAGAUCUUGGAUGCAAUACGAUGCUGUACGCACCGCCGAGGUGGCUGUCCGCUUCUUCAUCGGUCUUCACAAGAAACAAGCAGUGAACUAUGAGCUGUGGAGAGAAGCUCAAGCAUACGGAGACAUCCAGUUGAUGCCUUUUGUUGACUAUUAUAGCUUGCUCAGUUUGAAAACCAUUGCAAUUUGCAUUCUGGGGACUGAAAUCCUGACUGCUAAAUAUAUAAUGAAGACGGACGAUGAUGCCUUUGUUAGAAUUGAUGAAGUUGUAUCUAGCUUGAGCUUGAAGGGAAAGGCUUCUUCAGACGGCCUUCUGUAUGGUCAUAUAUCGUUCGAAUCAUCACCCCACAGGGACAAAGAGAAUAAAUGGUACAUCAGUCCAGAGGAAUGGCCGUAUGCAUCAUAUCCGCCGUGGGCACACGGUCCGGGUUACGUAAUUUCCAGAGACAUAGCGAAGUUCAUCGUUGGAGGCCAUCGGGAAAGGGACAUUAUGUUUUUGAUGGGGUUGCAGCUGUUCAAGCUAGAAGACGUGGCUGUUGGGAUAUGGAUAGAGCAAUUCAAGAGCCUGGGACACAGCGUGAAGUACGUGGACGACGAGAGAUUUUACAUAUCUGGGUGUGAACCAAACUACGUUCUGGCCCAUUACCAGACCCCUCGGAAGCUUCUGUGUAUGUGGGAGAAGCUCCAAAAACAAAAACACCGCCGCCACGACGACGACCCUCCUAACUCCUGCUGUGACUGACUGACUGAUCAUCAUUGUCCUCCGACAAACAACUUACGGUGGUGUUUUUGUGCUGGGUGCAGCAGCGUCAAAUUCAAAUGUGUGCGAUUGUUUUGUUCGAGGAAUGACAUAUGAUUAUUAAAUAAAUGAUAUUGGGUGUCGUGUGUGUGCGCGUGA
This is a messenger RNA of Coffea eugenioides, 2788 nucleotides long. Its product is annotated as hydroxyproline O-galactosyltransferase GALT3. Bases 656 to 2632 code for a protein of 658 amino acids. The transcript is spliced from 8 exons. Gene Ontology annotation, cellular component: Golgi membrane. Gene Ontology annotation, molecular function: carbohydrate binding; galactosyltransferase activity. NCBI's taxonomy places the organism in Eukaryota, Viridiplantae, Streptophyta, Magnoliopsida, Gentianales, Rubiaceae. The record is from RefSeq and is a predicted model, not a curated record.